Messenger RNA from Orycteropus afer afer, 1125 nucleotides. It is a transcript of the gene USP18, whose product is annotated as ubiquitin specific peptidase 18. The record is from RefSeq and is a predicted model, not a curated record. NCBI's taxonomy places the organism in Eukaryota, Metazoa, Chordata, Mammalia, Tubulidentata, Orycteropodidae. The transcript has 10 exons. Gene Ontology annotation, molecular function: cysteine-type deubiquitinase activity; cysteine-type endopeptidase activity. The coding region runs from base 1 to 1125 and encodes 374 amino acids. Gene Ontology annotation, biological process: protein deubiquitination. Gene Ontology annotation, cellular component: cytosol; nucleus.
AUGGGCAAAGUGUUUGAGUUCCUGAGAACAACCUGCCAGUCAGUCCUGGCUACAUCAGAGCCAUUCCCAGCAGAACCUGUUGAGAUGAAGGAAGAAGACAGCAACAUGACGAGGAAGAGGGAACAGCGAAGAGAACGCUUCAGUGCCUGGGGCCACUCUCACGGCCUGGUUGGUUUACACAACCUUGGACAGACCUGCUGCCUUAACUCUCUGAUUCAGGUGUUUGUAAUGAACAUGGGCUUCACCAAGAUAUUGAAGAGGAUAACAGUGCCCAGGGGAGCGGAAGAGCAGAAGAGAAGCGUCCCCUUCCAGUUGCUUUUGCUGCUAGAGAAGAUGCAGGACAGCCGGAGGGAAGCAGUACGGCCCCUGGAGCUAGUCUACUGCCUCCAGAAAUACAAAGUGCCAUUGUUUGUCCAGCAUGAUGCUGCUCAACUCUACCUCACAAUCUGGAACCUGAUUAAGACCCAAAUCACUGAUGUGGACUUGGUGGAAAGGCUGCAGGCCCUUUAUACUAUCCAGAUGAAGGAGUCCUUCAUUUGCCUUGAUUGUUCCAUGGAGAAUAGCAGAAACAGUAAAAUGCUGACCCUUCCCCUUUCUCUUUUUGAUAUAGACGCAAAGCCCCUGAAAACACUGGAGGAUGCCCUGCAGUAUUUCUCUCAGCCCAGAGAGUUAUUAGGCAAAAGCAAGUGCUUCUGUGAGAACUGUGGGAAGAGCACCCAUGGGAAACAGGUCUGGAAGCUGACCCAUUUGCCCCAGACCUUGACAAUCCACCUCAAGCGGUUCUCCAUCAGGAACUUGCAGACAGAAAAGAUCUGCCACUCACUGUGUUUUCCUCAGAGCUUGGAUUUCAAUCAGGUCUUUUCAAUUGAGCAAGACCUUUGCAAUACUGAGGACCAGUCUGAAGGGCAGUAUGAGCUCUUUGCUGUGAUUGCCCACACGGGAAUGGCUGACUUUGGUCAUUACUGUGCCUAUAUCCGGAAUUCUGUGGACGGCAGAUGGUUCUGCUUCAACGACUCCAGUGUUUGUUUGGUGUCCUGGGAAGAUGUCCGGUGUACGUAUGGGAAUCAUAACUACCGCUGGAGAGAAACUGCUUAUCUUCUGGUUUAUAUGAAGAUGGAGUCCUAG